Messenger RNA from Aureobasidium subglaciale EXF-2481, 2258 nucleotides. RefSeq lists its product as uncharacterized. The transcript has 5 exons. Lineage: Eukaryota; Fungi; Ascomycota; Dothideomycetes; Dothideales; Saccotheciaceae. Gene Ontology annotation, cellular component: endoplasmic reticulum; endoplasmic reticulum membrane. Bases 237 to 1991 code for a protein of 584 amino acids. The record is from RefSeq and is a predicted model, not a curated record. Gene Ontology annotation, molecular function: thiol oxidase activity; FAD binding; protein-disulfide reductase activity. Gene Ontology annotation, biological process: protein folding in endoplasmic reticulum.
GUCUGAAGAAGCCACCUCUCUGAAAUUAACGCCGCGCUGUGCUUAGAUAUCGUGUCUUUACUUGGACGUGUGCUUUGUGUCUGUUUAUAUGGUCCACCUGGCACUUUUGACGCAAAGACACACCUUCUUUGUUCCCAUAUUCCGCAGCCGUAAUUCUUUCAAAGUGCCAACGGCCAAGAAUGCGCUGAUCGCCUUCGAUUGACCACUUUGAACAAAAAAAAAUAUAGCCCGACAUAAUGCGUAAAUCAGCUGCUGGAUCUUUCUUCCUGGCAGUUUUCACACUGCUGGGCUCAUCACAUGCCGCAUCUUCCAAUCCAGCCAUCUGCCCUGUUGAGCCUGGUGCUACAGUCUCAGAUGCCUGUGCUUCAUACGGCGACCUCGACACUCUCAAUACCCGCCUGAACCCCGCUCUCCGCGAACUCGUAACAGAGACCGACUUCUUCUCCUACUAUCGCUUGAAUCUGUACAACAAGAAGUGCCCCUUCUGGUCUGACGAUGAAGGUCUCUGUGGCAACAUUGCAUGCGCCGUCACUACACUCGAAAACGAAGAGGACAUUCCGGAGAUCUGGAGAGCUGAAGAGCUUAGUAGACUGGAAGGCCCCAAAGCACAUCAUCCUGGAAAGAAAGAGCAAAAAGAAUUAGACAGACCCCUGCACGGCGAGCUCGGCGAGAAUGUGGGCGAAAGCUGCGUCGUGGAGUAUGACGAUGAAUGCGACGAAAGAGACUACUGUGUGCCUGAAGAUGAAAGCGCAAGUGCCAAGGGCGAUUAUGUGAGCUUGCUGGACAACCCGGAGCGAUUCACUGGCUACGCCGGCGAAGGUGCUCACCAGAUCUGGGAGGCCAUCUACCGUGAGAACUGUUUCUCCAAGCCCAGUGCAAACGAACAAAGCCAAGGAGCUGGUAGCCUUGCUCCUCCAUUCGCUGGCUUCUCAGGCAUGCAAGGCCAAGCUGCACAAGACCUCAAGUCUGUCAUGAAAGAGCACGGUCGCCAACUGGCCUCGCAGGAAGGCAAGUUCGAGGACAACAUGGAGUUCGACGACGAGUGUCUUGAGAAGCGUGUCUUCUACCGUGUAAUCUCUGGCAUGCACGCUUCUAUCUCAACCCACCUUUGUCACGACUAUCUCAACCAAUCUACUGGCAAAUGGGGCCCUAACCUUGAGUGUUACAAGCAACGUCUGCACACCCACCCGGAGCGCAUCUCGAAUCUGUACUUCAACUACGCUCUCAUGGCUAGAGCUGCUGGCAAGCUCAAGGACUACGUUCAGGACUAUACUUUCUGCACGGGUGACCCAAAGCAAGACAGGCGUACUAAGGAUAUGGCUCUGAAGGUUGCCAACAUUAUCCCUGCCGGUCCCGAAAUAUUCGAUGAGAGCGUCAUGUUCCGCGAGAACCCCCUAGGUGACACUGGCAUUAGCCUCAAGGAAGACUUCCGCAACCGCUUCCGCAAUGUUAGUCGCAUCAUGGACUGCGUUGGCUGCGACAAGUGUAGGCUCUGGGGAAAGCUUCAGACUGCAGGCUAUGGCACAGCUCUGAAAAUCCUGUUCGAAUUCAACGAUGAGCAACCCGCCCCAGCUCUCAGAAGAAUCGAAGUAGUCGCUUUCUUCAACACACUGGACAAGGUCAGCCAUGCCAUCAAAGCCCUCAGCGAGUUCCAGGGCAUGUUGGCCGAUGAAAAGGGUUUCCCAGCAUCAGAAAUUGUUGCGGAGAAGCCGCAGCAAACCAUUACUGAGGAGGAUGUGCUCGACGACGACGAUGCUUGGGAGCAGGCGAAGCCAAAGCCCACACCGUUCACAGAAUGGGAAGCAACCAAGAAUGAGCUUCGCUUGGUCUGGUCGGCCACUAGAUUUGUUCUCAAGAGCUGGAUCGAAAUACCACAGACCAUUUUCAUCAUCCUCAUUACCGAGCUCUGCAGAUUGUGGCAGCGUUGGCUCGGCCUUGAGAUUACACCUCGCUCUUGGGAGUUCCGCUUGCCCACCACUGAUGAGCUAUAGAAAGGAACAUCUAUAUAAGAAGGGUUGCGUCGUUGGUGUUUCAGCAUAUGUGUGUGUCAGUUUUCAACAUAGCGUUGGCGUUUAUAGGGUUAUGAGGUUCUUUGGAAGGGUUCGGCUGCACAGAUGUGCCGAGCAGUUGCUAUCAUUAUCCCGAUAGAAGAAUGUCGAAAAGUUGCCUAUCGAUACUGAUCUGCGGCCAAACGGUGCGUUACCCUACUCGCUUGAACGAACAUAUCACACGAAGAAGCAGAGUAAAGUAGAAAGAGC